UAAUGUGUAAUCAGUAUUCAAUAAGACCUAUUUCCUUUCUAUCUCUCUGCUGUGUUUGUUGUUGUUUAAUUAAUUGAAAGUAACACAAGAACCAUGAGACUGCAUAAAAGAUCACUUCAGAGCACUGUGAUGUUUGUUUAACUCACCUCUGAGCUCCAGCCUCUGUUUUGUUUUUGCAGAGAGACAUGCUGGACGUCAAUCAGAUUAUGAAAGACUUGGCCAGCAUGGUGCAUGAACAAGGAGACACCAUAGACAGCGUUGAAGAUUACAUUCAGACCACCUCAUCGCAUGUGGAAUCAGCCAAUCACGAGCUUGCAAAAGCUAGUCAUUAUCAGAAAUUCCUGUUUCCUGUGAUCUCUCCUCAACUUCCCAGCAAAAUGAGUCUACAUGUAGAGGUUCACCUGCGCUCACUUCCUCUCUUCUUAUCUCUGUCUGUACUUCUGUCGGAUUAUGUGUACGCAAGUAUGGAAAUGUGUGUGUGUGUGUGAAUGUUCAUUAAAAUAGUCUAUUUUUAAUCAGUGCUUUGUACUGUAAUGUGCAAUUAAUUGCUCCUUACCUCUUCAAAGUGGAUUCGAAUCAAAGAACAAAAUCCAAAUAGACUAAAUGUUGCUCUAGGCUUUUAUGCCACCGUUAAAAUCUCCUUUCUGUCAUUUAUCUCUGAUUCUUGAGCACUGAGACAAAACUGGCUGUGGUCUUGUUUGCCUGUAAUUAAAUUUGGAUUAAAAAACAAAAAAAAAAAGAAUUAUAAUAAUAAUUUUAAAAAGUUUAAUUAAGGUAGUUUCAUACUGAUUAUUUCUUAUAAUUUGUAUGACAGAGUUAGAAUGUCAAGGUUAUGAAACAAAUAUAACCACAAUAAAUUAAAUGGUACAUUUGUGUGAUAUCACCUGAUUCAUUUCCCAGUCAGUGUUUUGUCCCAUAUCUCAAGAAUCAUGCUAGUUCUCAUAUCAGCUCAUAUUGAUCUUUUGCUACUUACACUGUGCUCAAAAUACAUGCGUAUAUUUAUUUUUCUAGGGCGCAAAUAUAUAAACUGUGUCAAAAGUGUCAUUCUUUUUAGGAACAUUAUUUGUAAGACAAUUAUCUGUUAUAAAGAAAAAUAACUGGUACAUUUCUCUUUAAAUAUUGUAACCUGCUGUCUGUGUUAAUAUUCAUUAUCUAAGUUGAUUUUUAAUUCUUUAUUUGCUUGCUUUUAUUAAACAGCACAAUGUAAAAAC
Messenger RNA from Carassius auratus (goldfish), 1211 nucleotides. Its product is annotated as syntaxin-12-like. Gene Ontology annotation, biological process: intracellular protein transport; vesicle fusion. NCBI's taxonomy places the organism in Eukaryota, Metazoa, Chordata, Actinopteri, Cypriniformes, Cyprinidae. Gene Ontology annotation, cellular component: endomembrane system; synaptic vesicle; SNARE complex. Bases 186 to 488 code for a protein of 100 amino acids. The transcript has 3 exons. Gene Ontology annotation, molecular function: SNARE binding; SNAP receptor activity. The record is from RefSeq and is a predicted model, not a curated record.